UCCUUUUCGUGUGAACGAUUAAAUUUCAUGAAAACUGAUAAAAACGGGAAGUUGGAUAUUUUAGUAAUUCAUCUGUAAAAAAAUGGAGUUAUUCCGUCAAACAGUUAUAUUCUUACUUGGACUUAAUGUGCUGAUAGCUGCGCAAAAGGAACAAAAUCAGACAGGUGGUCUCCGUUGUUACGCAUGCGCAUCAACCGGCGGAAAUAACUAUUGCGAGGACUUCAAUACAUACAAGCAGGCAAUGGAUGGAAAGAACUAUGAGGAAGUGAAGAAAGAUUGUGUAUUUCCUUACAAUGUAACAUGCAUGAUAGAAAGAUAUGAACUUCUUGGUAACACCGUGUCCCAUAUACGAGAUUGCAGUGACGGGAUACAUUUCUCCUUCUCAGGCAACAAGACAAACAAAAGCACCUACACGCGGCUGGCAAGUCUCAAGUCAAACAACGAGACUGCCUGCGUCUGGGACGGUUUGGAUCUCGUCUGCUUAACCAAAUGUGAUACAAACUUUUGUAACGGCCCUGUACUUGAGGAAGUCAGUGACGCCGCAGUGAUCAAACUUUCCUCAGUGUUGAUGCUUUUGGCGUUAAUUGCGAACACAAUUUUUCAACGGUAGAAAAGUAGCAACAGUCUAAUAAACAUUGUAUUUUAUUUAAGGUAGUGGACCCGUAACAAUAUUCGCAGUUUCUGUGAGAUUACAUAUUCUCGUGACCUUCUUCUCUUCGGCUGUCACAUGGAUUUUUAUAUAAAUCUUAAAAUGAAAAAAUCGCAUAGGAAGAGUCCAUAACCAGACGGAAAUUAUACAUGGUCAUUACGGGUGCGUUACCUUAAGUUGCAAGUCACACCUUGUCGUGUAAAAUGUAACUAUCUCAAAGAAAGGCGCUUUCUUAAACUAUA
Mercenaria mercenaria is the source of this 891-nucleotide messenger RNA. RefSeq lists its product as uncharacterized. The record is from RefSeq and is a predicted model, not a curated record. The coding region runs from base 83 to 610 and encodes 175 amino acids. NCBI's taxonomy places the organism in Eukaryota, Metazoa, Mollusca, Bivalvia, Venerida, Veneridae. The transcript has 3 exons.